CCUCUUGACGGGUUUUUAAUAAGGAGAGAGAGAGAGAGGGCGAAACUGUCUCUCGUGCGAUAGAGGGGAAAACGUUUUUCCUUUUUUUUCGUUCCUUGUCAUUGAAGAUCUACCGUACGGAAUACAAGGGUUGAAAAAUCAUAGUCGUCCGUGCCGUGAGCGCGUUCGAGAAGCCGAAAAGAAAGAGAAAGAGAGAGCGCGAGCGAGUAAACGAGCCAGCAAGCGAGCAGGCGAGAAAGAGAGAGAGAGAGAGAGAGAGAGAGAGAGAGUGGGAGGAAAAGAGAGAGAGAGUGAUAAAGGAAAAGAUGCUCGAUCGUCGUCGGGUCUCGUCGGUUCUCGACGCCUGACGAGGUCGUGCUCAUCGUCUCUACAUCGUUCGUCGGCGAAAAUGAAAGAAGCUCGUCGUCUCUACGAGCAGCUGAUGGCGGCCGAGCGCCGUUCGAGCCUCCUCCGACGUUUCUCGUGUACGCGUUCCUAGUGUGUGAAUGCGUAUUCAAUAUCCUGAAUUCGCGGAGGAAAGUGCCGAGAAUAAAAAAAGAGAGAGAGAUAGAGACGACGCGUGCCGAACGGAAGAUUUAAAAAUACGUUCUGUGUUAAACCGCAUACGUGUGCCGCCUAUGAUUUAGAAACAAAAAGAGAAAGAUAGAGAAGACGAGAGAGAGAGAGAGAAAUAGAGAAAUAGAUAGAGAUAGAGAGGGGAAUAGCAAGAGAGAGAGGAAGAGAGAAAGAGAGAGAAGAAAAGAGAGACGCUUUUCGUGCGGGACAGAGACCGCCCCUGGCUCGCGCGAGCUAUUUCGUAACGGUGCUUCGUAGAGUCAGUCGACAAGCAAGCACGACUGCGCGGUGGAAACCUCGACAUAUAGGAGAGGCAGGGCGUACGUCCGCGUGUGACAACGCCUAACGAGAGAGAGAAAGAGAAAGAAAGAGAAAAACGAGAGCCUCUCCUCGGGACGAGAGAAAGAGAGAGAGAGAGAGAGAGAGAGAGAGAGAGAAUACGACCGACGACGACGACGCACGACGAUACCGACGAAUCGCCAGCGGUGAGCGAGAGGGAGAGACCAAAAACGAGAAAGAGAGAGAGAGAGAGACAGACAGAAAGAAAAGAUUCCUUCCUGGACAGAUUUAGACGUUGAAGUAACGACGUCCACCUCGCCGUCUUCGUCGUCAUCUUGACUUCGCUCGAUGGAUCUAUUCGAGCAGCAACACCCAUAAUCCAUCGACACGUCGACAUCUCGAAAGAAAGAUAUCUUCCUCGCCUCCACCUUCUCCCUCACCAACACCACCGCUACCACCACCCCCUGCACCACCUCCCUCCUCUUCCUUUCCCUGUUCCCCUUCCCACCCUCUUCUCUUCUCUUCUCUCCUCUCGGUGGCACCGCGGACGCGUGCUAUGCACGACCGAAACGCGACCGUCGACCUUCUCUGCCGCAGGAACGCGUGAACAGUAGGUUACCGUGUUCAGGUAUACCACGUGCUCUCGAUUCGCGUUAGUGUAUUGGUUGUACUACCUACGUACUAAUAGUGUGUGCGUGUGCAUGUGAGUGUGUGUGCUCUGCACCGACAUCACCUAGAGAAGCUAGCUCUCAUCAUCCCCUAUAUCUGUUUUUUUCCUUUAUAUCGUGAAAGUGCAGUGAGUCGAUAUCGACGUUAAUUUCCACGCGGAAUGCGGCCUCCUCGAGGUGGACGACGCCAUCGUUUCUAGUCGCCGUCGCCGCAAACGCCGCCACCGGCGUCGUCGUCGUCACAGUCGACGUCGUCCGGGAAAUCGGGGCACGAAACAUUAACUACACCCGUUCAAGACGACGAGUUCACCCUAGAGAUACGUAGAGUGCCUCCGAGUUCAAUUCCCAACAUGUCGUCAGGGACUUUCGUCGAUCGGAUAGAUCCCUUCACUAAGCGAUCGCUUAAGAAGAAAUCUAAGAAGUCCCAGAGUUCCUCGCGAUACAGAAACUCACAGGACGUCGAGCUCCAACAGCUACCACAGCUCAAAGAUGUUACGCCUUCGGAGCAAGAAGAUUUGUUUAUUAGAAAACUUCGACAAUGCUGUGUGGCGUUCGAUUUUAUGGACCCAAUGGCGGAUCUCAAGGGGAAAGAAAUUAAACGCAGUACCCUCAACGAAUUGGUGGAAUACAUCACGGCUGGACGGGGCGUUCUUACCGAACCUGUUUACCCAGAAAUUAUUAAGAUGAUAUCAGCGAACCUUUUCCGUACGUUGCCACCUAGUGAAAAUCCAGAUUUUGAUCCGGAGGAAGAUGAUCCAACAUUGGAGGCGAGCUGGCCCCACCUUCAGUUGGUUUACGAAUUCUUUCUUCGCUUUCUCGAGUCUUCAGACUUCCAACCUACCAUUGGCAAGAAAGUCAUUGACCAAAAAUUUGUUUUACAAUUAUUGGAAUUAUUCGACUCGGAAGAUCCUAGGGAAAGAGACUUUCUUAAGACCGUUUUGCAUCGUAUUUAUGGCAAGUUCCUCGGUCUUCGAGCGUUCAUACGCAAACAAAUUAACAACAUUUUUCUGAGGUUCGUCUAUGAGACGGAACACUUUAAUGGAGUUGGUGAGCUUCUAGAAAUUUUGGGUAGCAUCAUUAAUGGAUUUGCUCUACCUUUAAAGGUAGAGCACAAACAAUUCUUGAUAAAGGUGUUAUUACCAUUACACAAAGUGAAGUGUUUAUCGCUCUAUCAUGCACAGUUAGCUUAUUGUGUUGUACAAUUCUUGGAGAAAGACGCAACCUUAACGGAACCAGUUGUACGAGGCCUCCUUAAAUUCUGGCCUAAAACGUGCAGCCAGAAGGAGGUAAUGUUCCUUGGUGAGAUUGAGGAAAUACUUGAUGUCAUAGAACCUAGCCAAUUUGUUAAAAUCCAAGAGCCUUUAUUUAGGCAAAUCGCACGUUGCGUAUCCUCGCCGCAUUUCCAGGUCGCAGAGAGAGCAUUGUAUUUCUGGAAUAAUGAGUAUAUAAUGUCGUUGAUAGAGGAAAACAAUCAUGUAAUAAUGGCGAUCAUGUUCCCCGCAUUGUAUAAAAUUAGCAAGGAGCAUUGGAAUCAGACAAUUGUAGCACUUGUUUAUAAUGUACUCAAAACGUUUAUGGAAAUGAACAGCAAGCAAUUUGAUGAACUUACUGCCAGCUAUAAGUCUGAAAGGCAAAGAGAAAAGAAAAAGGAGAAAGAGAGAGAGGAAUUAUGGAAAAAAUUAAACGAACUCGAAAUAGAACGACGCGGCGGUGCACUAACAGAAACAUCCAACAAUUCUGUUCCUGCCACGACUGCACCUGCGACGCGAACCCGCCCCUGAGCUAGUGGACAUACACUAUUACGCUGCCCAAUUAUUAGUCUUUAGUUUACGUCGAUUGUCCAUACACUACAAGCAAGAAAUUAUCGUUGUUAGAAAGAAAGAGACAGAAAGAAAAAGGGAAGAGAAAGUGAAAGAAAACAAAUAUCUUAUUAUGGUAUUUCUGACGUAAAAUACAAUUUCUUUCGUUAGAGUCGUGCUCGGAAGACAAAAUGGAGUUCGUAUAAAAAUUAAAAAUAAAUAAAUAAAUAAAUAAAUAAAAGGAAGAAGGAAAGAAUAAGAAGAGAAGGAGAAGGAAAA
Molecule: messenger RNA, 3580 nt
Organism: Polistes canadensis
Lineage: Eukaryota; Metazoa; Arthropoda; Insecta; Hymenoptera; Vespidae
Gene: wdb
Product: serine/threonine-protein phosphatase 2A 56 kDa regulatory subunit epsilon isoform
Exons: 10
Coding region: 1853-3283 (476 amino acids)
Biological process (GO): protein dephosphorylation; signal transduction
Cellular component (GO): cytosol; protein phosphatase type 2A complex; nucleus
Molecular function (GO): protein phosphatase activator activity
Source: RefSeq, a predicted model, not a curated record